Pocillopora meandrina is the source of this 345-nucleotide messenger RNA. The record is from the annotation of a GenBank genome assembly. NCBI's taxonomy places the organism in Eukaryota, Metazoa, Cnidaria, Anthozoa, Scleractinia, Pocilloporidae.
AUGGAUGACGUCAGUAGCACCUUCGAAUGUCCCCAUCCCCAGUGCUCAGAGGAAUUCCUUAGUUGUGCAGAGCUGGAAACUCAUCUAAUUGUGGCUGCACAUCACAGCCCAGUGAAGACGGUACAGAGGGGUGUGUAUGAUCAGUUACGAAUCGAUUGGGUUCAGCAUUUCCAGAGCAUUUCACUGGAUUCCAAAAGAAGGUCUCGCCUUCAGAAGGAAGUUCAAAUUGAAACCACAACGGAGGAAACUUCGCUCCGAUUGGGUUGGGCACUUCACCAACCUAAAGACGGACAAACACGCUUUUCUGACAAAAUCCGUGGGUACUUACAAAAAAAAGUUGACAUG